Messenger RNA from Peromyscus leucopus (white-footed mouse), 5679 nucleotides. It is a transcript of the gene Stk36, whose product is annotated as serine/threonine kinase 36. The transcript has 27 exons. Gene Ontology annotation, molecular function: ATP binding; protein kinase activity. Gene Ontology annotation, biological process: protein phosphorylation. The record is from RefSeq and is a predicted model, not a curated record. The coding region runs from base 1735 to 5679 and encodes 1314 amino acids. Gene Ontology annotation, cellular component: cytoplasm. Lineage: Eukaryota; Metazoa; Chordata; Mammalia; Rodentia; Cricetidae.
GAAGGACCCUGGAGAGGAAGGGGGAGACUGAGUCACCACGACAGCUCUUCCUGCCGAAGCCCGCCAAGGCUGAUGAAGACUGACCUAAAAAAAGCAAUCGGCCUCAAUACAUUCUCUUGCCAAUUUUGUCUGUAAAAUAGGGAAAUGUUUAGGUUGUCAACUGGCCAGGUAGAAAGAAUGGGAACUAGGACUUUAGAGCUCACCUCUGCCAACCUGAGAAAACAUAUUCCCAGAGAGAUGAAACAACUAACCAAGGCUUAACACAGGAGAAAUAGGCCCAGUCAGAGACAGGCCCUGACUCCCUGCUCAAGUUUCUACAGCUGGUUAUCCUUUAAUGGCUCCUCUCUGACCUACAUAUAUGGUACCCAUUCAUUACUAACAAGGUCACCAAUAUUACUCCUGUCUACCUAUACUACCGUUCAGCACAGUUCCCUGUACCCUGGGCACUGCCAAUAACCUUGCCAGUACCAAUCAGUCUAAGCAUCCUUAGAGGAUAUACCAAGAUGAACAGGUUUAGGUAACCUAAAAGCUAUACUGCAUUGGAAGAGCCAUACGCCUUGUAGCUAAUAGUAGGCAGAAACUACUUACCAGCUAUGUGGUCAGGUCACUUAGUUUGGGAAGCCUGAGUUACAUCUCUAGUCUACCACCUAGAGAUAAUACAACAGACUCACUAGGGCUACUGUGAGACUUAAAAAUGAUUUGUCUCUCUAAACUGCCCAAGUGUCUGAGACAUAGUAUCUAGUCUAAGUGAUCUCCCCGCCCCCCCUUAAAAGGAAAGAGAGAAGGGCAUAAUCUGAGGACUGCAAGUGCACACGUGACGCUGGAUGUCUAGUUACAUCAUCAUGUCUAGUAUGGGGUUCAUGGUCCUUUUAUAAAUCAGAGAGCACACAUUGAAACACAGAAACGACAGUUCUGAUGACACUGAAGAUGGGUGAGUGAGUCCACAGCUCUACCCAGGUGACAUAGAGAAACCUGUACCAAGAGGGAGCACACCCAGCAUGACCUUUAUCAGUGGAGGUUAUUAUUACUAUGUUUAGCAUUCUUUUGAAGCCUUAUGCAGAACCUCAAAAUAUAAAGCUUAUAAUCUCACAAGUAAAAAGGACAUUCUGGCGGACACAGAUUAUUACAAACACUGAUACUCUCUCAUUAGUCAGGUGUCCUUUAUACUCUAGACAUUCCUCCUAAUAGAGCACUAGUCUACAUGGCUUUAUAAGAAAAACUACUGGCUGGCCUCCCUGAACCAAUGUAACACUGAGGUACAGCCUCAGUUAAGACAUCCUUCAGUAUUUUGCCCACCUUGGGUGACCUGGGUCUUGGAUGUAAGAUACAGAUCGAGAGAGUGAGGGGUAAGGUCAUAAGUGACAGAAGGGGGUGGGUAGGAGGCUAUUCUAGUACUAAGAAUAUAAGGCUUUAAGUCAGACAGACGUCCAUUGGGUUAUUUUGUCUCUUGAUGUCUUAUACUUCAGCAAUUAAUGAAAAGCAGGCUUUUAAGUAUGUUACAAAUCCACAGUGAUCCUCCCAACUACUCUAUGAGGUAAUGCCACGCCCACUUUUUUUUUUUUUUAUUUAAAUUACGGCUGGCACCGACUCACAGGAGCUAGCUGGUCUGGUCAGCAUCACAUCCAGCUAAUUAAAUACGAACUAAGCCUCCCAGAUGUGUGGAGCUGUUCCUGGAUCUACAGCUCGUUGCCACCAUCAUCUUCCUACCUUCUGAGAGACCCUGAAACCCUUGCCAUGGAAAAGUACCACGUUUUGGAGAUGAUUGGAGAAGGCUCUUUUGGCAGAGUGUAUAAGGGCCGAAAAAAAUACAGUGCUCAGGUGGUGGCCUUGAAGUUCAUCCCCAAACUGGGGCGCUCAGAGAAAGAGCUGAGGAAUCUGCAACGAGAGAUUGAAAUCAUGCGGGGUCUCUGGCAUCCCAACAUUGUGCAUAUGCUUGACAGCUUUGAGACUGACAAAGAGGUGGUGGUGGUAACGGACUAUGCUGAGGGAGAACUCUUUCAGAUUCUGGAAGACGAUGGAAAACUUCCCGAAGACCAGGUUCAGGCCAUCGCGGCCCAGCUGGUGUCAGCCCUGUACUACCUGCAUUCCCACCGCAUCCUCCACCGAGACAUGAAACCCCAGAACAUCCUUCUCGCCAAGGGCGGCGGCAUCAAACUCUGUGACUUUGGAUUUGCCCGAGCUAUGAGCACUAACACCAUGGUGCUGACGUCCAUCAAAGGCACACCACUCUAUAUGUCUCCAGAGCUGGUGGAGGAGCGACCAUAUGACCACACAGCAGACCUCUGGUCUGUAGGCUGCAUCCUGUAUGAGCUGGCUGUAGGCACGCCUCCCUUCUACACGACCAGCAUCUUUCAACUGGUCAACCUCAUUCUCAAGGACCCUGUGCGCUGGCCCUCCAGCAUCAGCUCCUGCUUCAAGAACUUCCUGCAGGGGCUGCUCACCAAGGACCCGCGGCAGCGCCUGUCCUGGCCGGACCUCCUGCAUCACCCCUUCAUUGCCGGCCGUGUCACCAUAAUAACUGAACCAGCAGGCUCAGAUUUGGGCGCCCCGUUUACUAGCCGUCUACCUCCGGAACUUCAGGUCCUGAAGGAUGAACAGGCCCACCGGCUGGCACCCAAGGGUAACCAGUCUCGCCUCCUGCGCCAGGCCUGUAAACGCAUGGCUGAAGAAGCCAAGCAGAAGAAAGACCAGAAUGCGGGACCUGGCCUUGAACAAGAAGAUAAGCCUGGCAAGGUGUCACCCAGCGCAGCCCCUGUGCCUAGACUAAAGGAUGCUCCUCAGGAACCAAGCCUCUUGGCUAGCAUAUUGGACUCAGAAAUGCAGAGCAACUGGGAAGACUGGGCGACUGGAGAAGUGCCCCCUACACCUCGGGAAAACCACAUCACCUUGGAGUGUGAACAAGCAUUCCCAGAGCUGAGGUCAGAGACAAUGGGCCAGCAGAGCAGCGAGGCGAUGGAUCUAGAAAACGAGGAGCCAGACAGUGAUGACGAGUGGCAGCGCCUCCUAGAGACCACCGAGCCUGUGCCCGUGCAGCUGAAGGCUCCUCUCACGCUGCUGUGUAACCCUGACUUCUGCCAGCGCAUCCAGAGUCAGCUGCGUGGGACUGGCGAGCAGAUCCUGAAAGGCAUCUUGGAGGGUGCUUCCCACCUCCUUCCUGCACUCCGUGUCCUGAGCAGUCUCCUGUCCAGCUGCAGUGACUCUGUGCUCCUGUACACCUUCUGCCAGGAGGCAGGGCUGCCCAGGCUGCCUCUGAGCCUCCUCAGACACAGCCAGGAGAACAGCAGUAUCCAGCAGCAACCUUGGUACGGGGCCUUCCUGCGGGACCUGGUGGCUGUGGUCCAGGCCUACUUUUCCUGCGCCUUCAAUCUGGAGAGGAGCCAGACAGGUGACAGCCUACAGGUGUUUCAGGAGGCUGCCAACCUCUUUUUGGACUUGUUGGGAAAGCUGUUGGCCCAAUCGGAUGACUCCGAGCAGACAUUUCGCAGGGACAGCCUUAUGUGCUUUGCUGUCCUGUGUGAAGCUGUGGACGGGAACAGCCGGGCCAUCUCCAAUGCCUUUUACUCCAGCCUGUUGACCAGCCAGCGCGCUGUGUUAGACGGGCUCCUUCAUGGCCUGACAGUCCCUCAGCUUGCGUUCCACACCCCCCCAGGAGCCCCACAAGUGACCCAGCCACUUCGGGAGCAGUGUGAAGAUAUCCCUGGAGCUAUUUCUUCUGCCCUGGCAGCCAUGUGUACCGCUCCUGUGGGGCUGCCGAGCUGUUGGGACGCCAAGGAACAGGUCUCUUGGCAUUUGGCCAAUCAGCUGACUGAGGACAGUAGCCAACUGAGGCCAUCCCUUGUCUCUGGUCUGCGGCAUCAUAUCCUAUGUCUCCACCUUCUCAAGGUUCUCUAUUCUUGCUGCUAUAUCAGUGAACGCCUGUGCCAGAUUCUGGGGCAAGAGCCCCUGGCCUUGGAGUCACUGUUGAUGCUGGUCCAGGGCAAGGUAAAAGUAGCCGAUUGGGAAGAGUCCACCGAGGUGGCACUCUACCUCCUGUCCCUUCUUGUCUUUCGGCUCCAAGAUCUGCCUUCUGGGUUGGAGAAGCUGGGCAGUGAGGUUGCUACUCUCUUCACCCGCUCACACGUCGUCUCUCUUGUGAAUGCAGCAGCCUGUCUCUUAGGCCAACUUGGUCAGCAAGGGGUGACCUUUGACCUCCAGCCCCAGGAAUGGAUUGCUGCAGCUGCACAUGCCCUGUCUGCCCCUGCAGAGGUCCGGCUGACUCCACCGUGCAGCUGUGGCUUCUAUGAUGGUCUCCUCAUCCUUCUGCUCCAGCUCCUUAUUCAGGGGAAGCCUGGCCUGACCAGGGACGUGGCUGCUUCCGAGGUGUGGACCAUUCUGUGGCACCGCUUUUCCAUGGCCCUGAGGCUACCUGAGGAGGUGACUGUACAGGAAGACGAUCUGUCACUAUCAAGUCCGCCCAGCCUAGAGCCAGACUGGACACUGAUUUCACCCCAAGGCAUGGCAGCCUUGCUGAGCCUGGCCAUGGCCGUCUUCACCCAGGAGCCCCAGUUAUGCCUGAGCCACCUGUCCCAGCAUGGAAGCAUCCUCAUGUUGACCCUGAAGCACCUCCUUUCCCCCAGCUUCUUGCAUCACCUGAGCCAAGCGCCUCAGGGGCCCGAGUUCCUCCCUGUCGUGGUCCUCUCCGUGUGCCAGCUGCUUUGCUUCCCUUUUGCCCUGGAUGUGGAUGCUGACCUCCUUGUAGGCAUCUUGGCCGACCUCAGGGACUCAGAAGUUGCAAUCUGCCUGCUGCAGGUCUGCUGCCACCACCUUCCGUUGUUACAAGCAGAGCUGCCCAUUGGUCUGCUUACACGCCUGGCCCUCAUGGAUCCCACCUCUCUCAAGCAGUUUGUGGACACAGUGGCUACCUCUUCCAGGACCAUCAUCUCCUUCCUCUCUAUUGUUCUACUGAGUGACCAGCCCUUCAUGAUUUCUGACCUUCUGUCCCUGCUGACCCACACAGCCCGGGUUCUAUCCCCCAGCCACUUGUCCUUUGUCCAGGAGCUCCUGGCUGGCUCUGAUGAAUCCUAUCGGCCAUUGCGUAGCCUCCUGGGCCACUCAGAGAACACCGUGCGGGUGCGUACUUAUGGGCUUCUGGGACACUUGUUACAGCACAGCAUGGCCCUACGUGGGGCACUGCAGAGCCAGACAGGACUGCUCAGCCUUCUGCUGCUAGGACUUGGAGACAAGGACCCUGCCGUGCGACGCGGUGCCAGCUUUGCUGUGGGCAAUGCGGCCUACCAGGCUGGUCCCUUGGGACCUGCCCUGGCAGCUGCAGUGCCCAGUUUGACCCAGCUGCUUGGAGAUCCUCAGGAUGGUAUCCGGCGCAAUGUUGCAUCAGCUCUGGGCAAUCUGGGACCCGAAGGACUGGGCAAGGAGCUAUUACAGUGCCAAGUACCCCAGCGGCUCCUAGAAAUGGCAUGUGGAGACCCUCAGCCAGCUGUCAAGGAGGCCGCCCUCAUCGCUCUUCGGAGCCUCCGACAAGAGUCCUGUAUUCAUCAGGUGCUGGUGUCCCUGGGUGCCAGUGAGAAAUUAGCCUUGCUCUCUUUGGGGAACCAGUUACUGCCGAAUAGCAGCACCAGGCCUGCCUCUGCCAGACAUUGCAGGAAACUCAUCCACCUCCUGAGGCCAACCCACAGCACGUGA